AUGUCGUUCCCCGGACCAACAUCUACUCCAAAUGCUUCUGGAGGAGGAUCAAGUGCUGCUGCUCAAGCAAGAAGACCUCAAUCUCCAAUGUCUGAUGAGGAUCCACUUCUGGAACCUAAGAAUACCCAGAACAUUGAUUUAUCAAAGUUACUGCCCCAAGAGCUUAGAAUAUAUCGCAUGUAUGGGAAGUUGCCCUCCACUCAACAAAUCUUAAGUAGCAGGUUUCAAGAUAAGAAAUAUUUUGAUAGUGGAGAUUAUGCAAUGCAGAAACAAGGGAAUAAAGCAGCAGCUGGUGGGUUAGGUGGUAAUAUUGGUGGUUCAUCCAAUUUACCAAUGACCCAUCCAAAUGCUGAAAGAGUUAAAGAAAUGUACUAUCGAAACUCUAUAAGUUCUAAUAAUGCUCAAAUAUUGUUUAAUGGGAAACUGGGUUUAUUGAACGAAUCAACUCCUAAUAAUGGAGGUGGUGAAGAGGAAUCAUGA
Messenger RNA from Lizanozyma spartinae, 480 nucleotides. Its product is annotated as phosphatase regulator. The coding region runs from base 1 to 480 and encodes 159 amino acids. Gene Ontology annotation, cellular component: cytoplasm. The transcript has a single exon. The record is from RefSeq and is a predicted model, not a curated record. Gene Ontology annotation, molecular function: protein phosphatase inhibitor activity. Lineage: Eukaryota; Fungi; Ascomycota; Pichiomycetes; Serinales; Debaryomycetaceae.